Glossina fuscipes is the source of this 2846-nucleotide messenger RNA. It is a transcript of the gene hoe2, whose product is annotated as P protein. The record is from RefSeq and is a predicted model, not a curated record. The coding region runs from base 154 to 2586 and encodes 810 amino acids. Gene Ontology annotation, cellular component: membrane. NCBI's taxonomy places the organism in Eukaryota, Metazoa, Arthropoda, Insecta, Diptera, Glossinidae. The transcript has 10 exons. Gene Ontology annotation, biological process: transmembrane transport.
UAGAGUGACGAACGUUAAUGCGUCGACAAACGCAAUGAAAAUAGUGAAAGUUUCGCAAGAAUUUUUUGUGCAUCUUUAAACAUACAUGCAUGCACCUUUAUAGCGUACUAUUUGGUUUGCAUUGCAGAGAAUCGAGACGUGUUAUAAGAAAAUAUGGGCCUUCGGGAUAAGUUUCGCAAAUUUAAACAUAGUAGUCCUGCAAAAGGCAUCGAAUUGCGAAAGAGAAACGUACAGCAGAAUUUUAAUUCAUCAUCAGUUCCAGUUAGUGAGCAAACAUUGCAGAUGUGGCGCACCCUUCCAGCUCAAAUUCGCCACGAUCCCAGCAUGGCUUCAUUUAGAAUGGAAAAUGAACGAUUUCGUGAAUGCACCUUAUCCCACGCUAUGGAAUCUUGUGAAGAUUUUGAGCAAAGUCAGGCAGACUCACAAUUUAUAACAAUGAAAAACAUUUCGCACACAAAUCACAUCGAUCUGGAUGAAAAAAGUAAGCAAGAUGACGGAUUGCUCUGCCAUCGUGCGUUAAAUCAACUAAAAGAUGGCGAAAUAAAAAUUGAGAAACUAAAACGUCAGCAUGUAAAAAUUACAAAAAGAAUUUGUUUAUUGCUAUUUUGGAUAUUUGCUGUUGCGGUGUUCAUGUUGGUUGAGGAGAAGCAUUUACUGGAGAAGACUCUUGAAGUGCCUUAUGAACGAGAUAAGUAUUUCAUGCUAUGGCAGAAGCCGACCGGCGAUUUCAAAUUAAACAUUUUUGGUACAUUCAAUGAAACGGUAUAUGACGUCAAUGACACCGAAAAUUAUUUAACAAUACAACCACAAAUAUCACAUUCUGGUGAAAUAAAUAACAUUUCUAAUUUUAAGGAUGUUUUGCAAGUCUGGUUUGUGCCCCUGGUAAAUGAGGAGAUCUUGGACUACGCACCGGUAUUAGUAAAAAAUAAAACCUACAAAAUGACAGAUGAAUUGUUGGAAAACUUAUCGGAGGAGGAAUGCGUAUUUAGGCUAAAAAUCUCUACAAACAUGAAUACAGAUUUGGCGAUUAAACUCAUUUACAAUCCUUUAAUUAUGAACAUUAGAACGGGCGCUUUGCUUGCUGCUUUAAUUCUGAUGACAUUCUACGCUCUGUUGAUCUGGGAGAUAUUUGAGCGAACAUUUAUAGCGAUCGUCUGUUCGAUAUUAUCAAUUGCGGUGUUGGCUUGUUUCAAUGAUCGCCCCAAUAUGGAAGAAAUCGUAGAAUGGAUGAAUAUGGAAAUGUUAACUUUGCUGUUUUGCAUGAUGAUCAUCGUGGCUGUUCUAACAGAGACGGGAGUCUUUGAUUACAUAGCUGUUUUAGCCUUUGAAAUUUCGGGCGGCAAGACGUGGCCUAUGAUCUACAGUCUAUGCUUUAUAACUUGCUUUGUGUCGAGCUUUUUGGAUAACAUGACCACCGUAUUGCUAAUGACUCCGGCGGUUAUUAGAUUGUGCGAAGUGUUGAAUCUUGAUCCUGUGCCAGUGUUAAUGGGCGUGAUAGUUCACUCUAAUAUAGGCGGUUGUUUAACACCGAUCGGAGAUCCCAUAAGUAUUAUAAUAUAUUCGAACCACUUCAUGACCUCACAUGAUAUUACGUUUAUGAAAUUUGUGGGCCAUACUUUACCUGGUGUCGCUUUAACUGCAAUCCAAAGCUGCAUUUACUUGCGAUUGAUUUUCCGCGAUAUUAAUUCACUGCGCCUGAAUGAACCCAAGGAGAUAAAGGAGCUGCGUCGUGAAAUACGUGUUUGGUACAAGGCAGCCAAUUCGAUUUCCUCAUUUUCCAAGGACGAUGACUCGGUGCGCGAAACCAUCCAGCGAAAGGUUCGCAUUUUGAAGAACGCAUUAAAACGAAAAUUACGCGAGUUAGAGAUUACGGAUGCUUACGUUCACACCUUGGAAGAUUUGAAGUUGAAAUAUCCAAUAAAAAAUAAGACACUGCUUAUCCAAGCGAGCGGCGCGCUCGUAUUUGUCAUUGUUUGUUUUUUCAUACAAUCAGUGCCACGGUUAAGAACUCUACCUAUGGGAUGGGUCGCGUUAUUGGGAAUAAUUGCUUUGCUGAUAAUUUUAAAUCGCGACGAUAUCGAUGAAUUAAUGCAUAGGAUAGAGUGGACGACUUUAUUGUUUUUCGCUGCGAUGUUCGUGAUGAUGGAAUGCGUUGAACGAUUGGGUCUUUUCGACUGGAUUGGCCAGCUUACGGAGUCCAUAAUAUUAUGCGUGGACAAACGAAAUCGCUUGGCUAUGUCUAUUUUUAUAAUAUUAUGGAUGUCGGCCUUGGCAUCAGCCAUUUUAGAUAGUGUACCUGUAACAGUCAUGAUGGUGAAAUUAGUCACAUCAUUGGUGGCCAAAUCAACGUUGGACUUGCCGCUGGAACCGUUGGUUUGGUCUUUGGCCUUUGGCCCAGCCUUGGGUGGCAAUGGGACCCUCUAUGGCGCUUCAGCUAAUGUUAUUUCAGCUGGUAUUGCCGAGCAGCAUGGCUAUAAGAUUUCAUUUACACGUUAUUUGAGAAUUGUUUUCCCGAUGAUGUUGGCUCAGAUUACCAUCAUUACCGGAUAUUUAUUUAUUUCUCACAUUCUAUUCGAGUGGCAUUAAAUGCUAAGAAGACUUUAAAGAAAAUAAUGGCAGUCUAUUAGAAACCACGUACUUAACGUACUUAAUGAGUAUGCGGCAGAUUCUCGAUCGCUAUAGAAGUAAAUCCACCUAUAAAAAGUUAAGAAAUCUUUUUACAUUUUUGCAUUACGUAUAUAUGUAAACUGUAAGCAGACGCGAUGCUUAUAAAAGAAAUGCUGUAAAGUAAUUAAAAACGAUAAUGAUAAUACCAAUAUAUGUGUUGUGUGUAUGUAUAAAAGUUA